This is a messenger RNA of Pestalotiopsis fici W106-1, 3789 nucleotides long. RefSeq names its product DNA-directed RNA polymerase II subunit RPB2. Gene Ontology annotation, biological process: DNA-templated transcription. The transcript is spliced from 3 exons. Gene Ontology annotation, molecular function: DNA binding; DNA-directed RNA polymerase activity; ribonucleoside binding. The record is from RefSeq and is a predicted model, not a curated record. Gene Ontology annotation, cellular component: RNA polymerase II, core complex. Lineage: Eukaryota; Fungi; Ascomycota; Sordariomycetes; Amphisphaeriales; Sporocadaceae. Bases 1 to 3789 code for a protein of 1262 amino acids.
AUGGAUGAGUACGAGAAUUACGAGUACGAUGCCGAGUUCGAUGGCGAAGCUGAGGAGGGCAUCACGCCCGAGGAUUGCUGGACAGUCAUUUCCUCCUACUUUGACACAAAGGGUCUGGUGUCACAACAGAUCGACUCAUUUAAUGACUUUCAAGAGACUACCGUCCAGGAGUUGAUUGAUGAAUACUCUCACAUCAGUCUCGACCAGAACAACCCUCCAGACUCGACACCCGACCGUCCCAUAAGAGUUCGUCGAUAUGAACUCAAGCUCGGCCAUAUUGCAGUCUCCAGGCCUGUUAUUACAGAAGGUGAGGGUAUCAUGGCACCGCUCCUGCCUUACGAAUGUCGCGAUCGAAACUUGACGUACUCGGCUCCGCUCUACGUUAAAAUCACCCAGAAGCGCUCUGUCUGCGUGGAGUAUCCUAUUCCCGACGACCAGCUUGACGAUGAACAGUACGAAGAAUUCAAGCGGACUGGUGAACGACCUGGCCACCUUGAGUGGGAGGAAGAAGAUGUCCCGAUUCCAGCAACCACCAAGGAUAGUUCUAAGGACAAGGAUCCCGACAUGGUUUUUAUUGGAAAGCUGCCGGUGAUGGUCAAAUCCAAGGCCUGCCAUUUGGCACACGAGACUGAAGAUGACCUUUUCCUCUUGAACGAGUGUCCAUAUGAUCAGGGUGGAUACUUCAUCAUCAACGGCAGUGAGAAGGUUCUCAUUGCGCAGGAGCGUUCUGCUGCCAACAUCGUCCAAGUCUUCAAGAAGGCUCAGCCCAGUCCAUACUCAUACACGGCUGAAAUCAGAAGUGCGCUGGAGAAGGGCUCGCGCUUGAUUUCAUCUCUGAUGCUCAAGCUGUACGCCAAGGGUGGUUCUAGUGGAACACAUGGUCAGACAAUUGCCACAACUCUGCCAUAUGUGCAGUCUGACCUGCCUAUUGGUAUUGUUUUCCGUGCCCUUGGUGUCGUCUCGGACGAGGACAUUCUGAACCAGAUCUGCUACGACAGAAACGACAGUCAAAUGCUGGAAAUGCUGCGGCCGUGUAUUGAAGAGGCUUUCUGUAUUCAAGACCGUGAGGUCGCACUUGAUUUUAUUGGCAAGCGUGGAAAUCAAGUUUCCGGCUUUACAAGAGACCGACGUGUUCGCGCCGCCAGGGACAUUCUACAGAAGGAGACUCUUCCGCACAUCUCCCAGAGCGAGGGUUGCGAAACGAGAAAGGCCUUCUUCCUGGGCUACAUGGUACACAAGCUCCUGCAAUGUGCCCUCGGUCGCAGAGACACUGAUGACCGUGAUCACUUUGGAAAGAAGCGUCUGGACUUGGCCGGUCCUCUUCUCGCCAAACUUUUCCGAAAUAUUGUCCGGAAGCUUACCAACGAGAUCACCAUGACGCUCAAGCGUUGUGUUGAGCAGAACAAGGACUUCCAGGUUCAAUUCGGUAUCAAAUCUGGUAUUGUCACCAAUGGUUUGAAAUACUCUCUCGCCACUGGAAACUGGGGUGACCAGAAGAAGGCCAUGAGUUCGACAGCUGGUGUGUCGCAGGUGCUGAACAGAUACACCUUUGCAUCUACAUUGUCUCAUUUGCGUCGAACAAAUACGCCUAUUGGGCGUGACGGAAAGCUUGCCAAGCCUCGUCAGCUGCACAACACCCAUUGGGGUUUGGUUUGCCCUGCAGAAACACCAGAAGGUCAGGCCUGCGGUCUCGUCAAGAAUCUGUCUCUCAUGUGCUCUGUGAGUGUAGGUACUAGCACUGAGCCCAUCAUCGAUUACAUGAUUACUAGAAACAUGGAAGUUCUCGAAGAGUACGAUGCUGUGCGCUACCCCAACGCCACAAAGAUCUUCCUCAAUGGCUCGUGGAUUGGUGUCCACCAGGACCCCAAGGCUCUGGUCAGAGAUGUCCAACAGCUCCGUCGCAGCAAUCAGAUUCCUGCCGAGGUCUCCCUGGUUCGUGACAUUCGUGACCGAGAGUUCAAGAUUUUCUCCGACGCCGGUCGUGUCAUGCGCCCGCUGUUCGUUGUAGAACAAGAAGACGAUCCCGACCGUGGUGUCGAGAGUGGCAGAUUGGUCCUGAACAAGGACAUGAUCCGACGACUGGAACAAGAUGCUACGCUCCCACCCGAUAGUGAAGAUUUCUUUGGUUGGCAAGGUCUCGUCAACGAGGGAGUUAUUGAAUACCUCGAUGCAGAGGAAGAGGAGACAGCCAUGAUUUGCAUGACACCUGAAGAUUUGGAAACUUAUCGACUCGCCAAGCAAGGUAUCGACGUCAGUCAGGACAACAGCGAGGAUCUCAAUGCCAGAUUAAAGACCAAGCUCAACCCUACCACGCACAUGUACACACAUUGUGAGAUUCAUCCCAGCAUGCUUCUGGGUAUCUGCGCCAGCAUUAUUCCCUUCCCGGAUCACAACCAGUCUCCACGUAACACUUACCAAUCCGCCAUGGGUAAACAAGCCAUGGGCUUCUUCCUGACGAACUAUUCUCGUCGUAUGGAUACAAUGGCCAACAUUCUUUACUAUCCUCAAAAGCCUCUUGGUACUACUCGCUCCAUGGAAUUCCUCAAGUUCCGAGAGCUUCCAGCUGGUCAGAACGCCAUCGUGGCAAUUGCCUGCUACUCUGGAUACAACCAGGAAGAUUCCGUCAUCAUGAACCAGAGCAGCAUCGACCGCGGCUUGUUCCGAAGUCUGUUCUUCCGUUCUUACAGCGAUUGCGAGAAACGUGUUGGAAUCAACACCAUCGAACAAUUCGAGAAACCCUUCCGGUCUGACACACUGCGCCUGAAGCACGGUACCUACGACAAGUUGGACGAUGAUGGUAUUGUUGCCCCAGGCGUGCGCGUCAACGGCGAGGACAUCAUCAUUGGCAAGACUUCGCCCAUCAACCCCGAUAAUGAAGAGUUUGGUCAGCGAACAAAAGCCCAUCAGAAGCGCGAUGCCUCAACGCCUCUGCGAAGCACCGAGAGCGGUAUCAUUGAUCAGGUCAUCAUGACAACCAACGCAGAUGGUCUCCGCUACGUCAAGGUUAGGGUGCGAACCACCAAGAUCCCUCAGAUUGGUGACAAGUUCGCGUCUCGACACGGUCAAAAGGGUACUAUUGGUGUCACUUUCCGUCAAGAGGAUAUGCCGUUCAGCCGUGAGGGUAUCGUACCUGAUAUCAUUAUCAACCCCCACGCCAUUCCUUCACGAAUGACCAUUGCCCAUUUGGUCGAGUGUCUCCUCAGUAAAGUCUCUACGCUAAAGGGUAUGGAGGGUGAUGCUACCCCUUUUACCGACGUCACGGUUGAUUCCGUGUCAGCUCUGCUACGUGAGCAUGGCUACCAGUCUCGAGGAUUCGAGAUCAUGUACCAUGGCCAUACUGGUAAAAAGCUCCGGUCACAGGUCUUCUUUGGUCCUACCUACUACCAGCGUCUCCGCCACAUGGUGGACGACAAGAUUCACGCUCGUGCUCGUGGUCCGGUCCAGAUCAUGACUCGUCAACCCGUCGAGGGUCGUGCCAGGGACGGUGGUCUCCGAUUCGGAGAAAUGGAACGUGACUGUAUGAUAGCCCACGGUGCCGCCGCGUUCCUGAAAGAGCGACUCUUUGAGGUUUCGGAUGCGUUCAGAGUUCACGUCUGCGAGAUUUGCGGUCUCAUGACGCCAAUUGCGCACUUGACCAACCAGACGUUUGAAUGCAGACCCUGCAAGAAUAAGACCAAAAUUGCGCAGAUUCACAUUCCCUAUGCGGCCAAACUCCUAUUCCAAGAGUUGCAAGCCAUGAACAUUGCCAGUCGCAUGUUCACCGACCGUUCAGGUGCUUCUGUGCGAUAA